AGCCGCUGCUGCUGGUUUUCUCUCUCGUUACAGAGGCGGCGCGCGGCAGCAUCAGAGUAUCGCGCGUCGCGUUGCGCACAGCGAGCUGAGCGGCGCGGCGCGUCAGUUGGACACUCCGGACACUUCUGCGCGCGCUUCAUUGGGAUCUAGCGGAUAAUAUGUUGGGAAUGGACCUGGAAUCGUGAUAUUUUGAGGACAACGCACGGAUUUUAUCCUUUGGAUGCUUCUUGAUUUGUUGAGAAUUUGGCUUUUCUGAAGCUCUGGUCUUUAUGGACCCCAUUUAAGCUUCCCUCAAAGGAACUGAGUCUAAAAUGAAGUUAUGGGACAUUCUAGCCACGUGUUUGUUGCUCCUGAGCUCCGUUUCCGCACGUCCCGUCUUCCACAAGCUACAGCCAUCCAAAAGAGCCGUCGUCCACAGUGAGGUACCCGCUCUGGACCCCAUCAUCGUCUCCCAACCUGAAACCACUAACCAAAAACAAGCCUCCAUGGAGGAACAAUAUGACGUGAACAGUCUUUACCCGGAGCAGUUCGAGAGCGUGAUGGACUUCAUCCAAGCCACUAUCGGCCGACUGCGCAGAUCCUCCGACAUCGACUCGCGAACCAAGCGGGACAGGGGCCGCCAGAGAGGAGCAACAAACACCGAGAGGAGCGGCCGGGGACGAGGAGACCGGAAGAGGGGUCGCGGACGAGGCGGCGGAGGCCGAGACGACAGGGUCAAAGGUCAAGGGCGUGGGUGUCUGCUGAAAGAGAUCCACCUCAACGUCACAGACCUGGGCUUGGGUUACAGGACCAAAGAGGAGCUGAUCUUCCGCUACUGCAGCGGCCCGUGUUUCGACGCCGAGACCAACUACGACAAGAUCCUCAACAACCUCACCCACAACAAGAAGCUGGACAAGGAAACGCCGUCUCGGACUUGCUGUCGGCCCGUCGCGUUCGACGACGACGUCUCGUUUUUGGACGACAGCUUGGAAUACCAUACUCUGAAGAAGCAUUCGGCUAGAAAGUGCGCUUGCGUUUGACGGACGAAACCAGAGCGAAAUGCUUCAGACUGGGCCGCAGGACUCUCGGAAAGAGAUACAUUCAGUAUUCACUUUGUUACCAAACCACAUAACAGACAGCGUUUAUCCAGCAACAAACACAGUGGAAUAAGCAGUGGAUUAUCACGUUUACACAGAGACAGAC
Molecule: messenger RNA, 1182 nt
Organism: Sinocyclocheilus grahami
Lineage: Eukaryota; Metazoa; Chordata; Actinopteri; Cypriniformes; Cyprinidae
Product: glial cell line-derived neurotrophic factor-like
Exons: 3
Coding region: 312-1019 (235 amino acids)
Biological process (GO): positive regulation of branching involved in ureteric bud morphogenesis; peripheral nervous system development; negative regulation of neuron apoptotic process
Molecular function (GO): glial cell-derived neurotrophic factor receptor binding; receptor tyrosine kinase binding; growth factor activity
Source: RefSeq, a predicted model, not a curated record